UCCUAGAGUGGUCCACGGUUACGAAGAGCCUCUACUGUGCUUGUGUAUGUUUGUGUGCACUGGUGCCUGGUUCGUCCCGGGAACUGGUAUUGUCUUAUGUCGGGCAGCAGCUGUCGUUCGUUCAAACCUUUGAGAAAAGUUCAUCCUUGCCUUCUUUUUGUGACCGGUGACCGGUCUGUGACACUGUCCCGGGUCCUGCUGAAAGGUGACUAGCUUGGCCGGACCGUGUCUGGAGAUCUGGAACCAUCCCUAUCGCUUAGCGAGCCAUCAGGCUCUGGUAGUGCGCAGCACCGGGUCCUUCUUGUUCUCCACGCUCUGGGGCAUCCGGAACCGAGGCUCACAGUCUGAGUUUCUGGCCGGCGGAAGUACUCGACAGUUCUCUAUCACGGAAGCGCUCUCGGAGAGUCAGGACUCCGCCGGACCAGAAAUGUCGCCGCCCGCCGGCGGUGCGGCAGUGGCUGCAGACCCUGCCUCACCUGUGGUGCUCCUGGCAGUGCACGCGGCGGUCAGGCCCCUGGGCGCUGGACAGGAUGCCGAAGCGCAGCCGCGGAAGCUGCAAUUGAAAGCCGACCCUGAUCGGCCUGGACGCUUCCGGCUAGGACUGUUAGGCACCGAGCCUGGGGCGGUCAGUUUAGAAUGGCCCUUGGAGGCUAUUUGUUACACCGUCCGUGGGCCUAACCAACACGAGCUGCAGCCUCCCCCUGGAGGUCCUGGAACCUUGAGCGUGCACUUCCUCGACCCCGAGGAAGCACAGCAGUGGGCAGCACUGGUGCGAGAUGCCACCGCAGAAGGACAAAAUGGCAGUGGCAGCCCAGCCCCAGCAAUGUGCCCCAUUUCUCCACCAUGUUCGUCUAUGGCUCAAAUACCUAAAGCAACCCAACCUGAGGUGGAUCUUCCUCAAAGUUCUGGAAACUUCAAAAAAGAAGAGCUGGCUACACGCCUGUCCCAGGCCAUUGCAGGUGGGGAUGAGAAAGCAGCAGCCCAAGUGGCAGCAGUCCUGGCACAGCAUCAUGUGGCUCUCAAUGUCCAGCUCAUGGAGGCCUGGUUCCCACCAGGUCCCAUAAGGCUACAAGUCACAGUUGAAGAUGCCACAUCGGUUUUGUCCUCUUCAUCGUCUGCCCAUGUCUCACUGAAGAUCCACCCACAUUGCUCCAUCGCAGCCCUCCAGGAACAGGUGUUCUCAGAGUUCGGUUUCCCACCAGCUGUGCAGCGCUGGGUCAUUGGGCGGUGCCUGUGUAUGCCUGAACGAAGCCUUGCUUCCUAUGGGGUCUCUCAAGAUGGAGACCCUGCUUUUCUUUACUUGCUCUCGGCCCCCAGAGAAGUUUCAGGACAAAGCCUUCAAAACUCCAAGAUGGACAGGAAAUUAGGCUUGCUUCCUCAGUCACUGGGGCUGCCUCAUGACCUCCAGCCGUCCAGUUCCAGUCUCCCAAGUCCCUCUCAGCCUGGCUGGUCUUGCCCUUCCUGCACUUUCAUCAAUGCCUCAAACCGCCCUGGCUGUGAGAUGUGUAGCACCCAAAGGCCCUGUGCUUGGGAUCCCCUUGCUGCAGCUUCCACCUAGAAGCCACCAAAGGUUACAGAGAAUAUGGCCCUCCUGUCACAGGCCCAACCACCACUUGAACUUUGCAGGGGACUGCUGCUUGUUGGGGACAGAGAUGCCAGUGUUAAACAACAGGGGCCACAAGUAAUUAAAGCUUCAUAAGAGCCA
Messenger RNA from Mus caroli (Ryukyu mouse), 1705 nucleotides. RefSeq names its product SHANK associated RH domain interactor (gene Sharpin). The record is from RefSeq and is a predicted model, not a curated record. Lineage: Eukaryota; Metazoa; Chordata; Mammalia; Rodentia; Muridae. Gene Ontology annotation, biological process: protein linear polyubiquitination; proteasome-mediated ubiquitin-dependent protein catabolic process; positive regulation of canonical NF-kappaB signal transduction. Gene Ontology annotation, cellular component: LUBAC complex. Gene Ontology annotation, molecular function: ubiquitin binding; ubiquitin-protein transferase activity.